CAGAAGUGGGAUUUAACCAUGGCUAAAAUGGGACGGGUUCUUGUAAUUGCUGGUUCUGACAGUUCUGGCGGAGCCGGUCUCGAGGCGGACCAAAGAGUGCUUGCUGCACAUGGCUGCUAUGCCCUAACGGCGACGACGGCCUUAACAGCUCAGAACACUCUGGGCGUUCAAGAUAUCCAUGUUGUUCCCGCAGAAUUCGUCCGCAAGCAGAUCAACGCUGGGCUGGGAGAUGUCGGAGCAGAUGUUGUCAAGAUCGGAAUGCUGGCGUCCGCUGAGACAAUAGCAAUAGUCUCCGAGACCUUGCGCGGGCACAAAGUGCCGUCAAUCGUUUUGGACCCUGUUAUGAUAUCUACUAGCGGCUCCCAGCUUCUUCCAUCUGAUGCGGUGGGAGCAAUCCGCACAAGUCUGCUGCCAAUCACGACAGUUUUAACCCCUAACAUACCUGAAGGAGUACUUCUUCUUCGCGACUCGGGGGUCAAUGUACAAGAUCCUCAAAGUCUCGAGGAUGCUGUCCAAUUAGCCAAGCAACUGCAUGGAUUAGGACCAAGGUACAUCCUACUCAAAGGCGGCCAUUUGCCCCUGACUGCUGCACGACAGCGAUCAAGUGGUGCGGAGGACGCAUCCAUAGUCGUCGAUAUCUUGUACGACGGGAGCUUCGUGACAUUGGUUGAGGCCAAAUUUUCCCGGUCUAAGAAUACCCAUGGCACCGGAUGCUCCCUAGCUUCUGCAAUUGCCGCCAAUGUCGCGAACGGGAUGGAGACCGUGCGCGCUGUCAAAGAAGCAUGCCGGUUUGUGGAAGCAGGUAUCAAAACGAGCGUUGACUUGGGCAAAGGCCAUGGGCCUAUCAACCAUUUCCACUCUGUUUAUACACUACCCUUUGCACCCGGUCAUUUCCUGGAUUAUAUUUUAGAGCGGCCCGAUGUCCAGCCGGUAUGGCAAGCCUUUACAAAACAUGAGUUCGUGGCCCGGCUGGCGGAUGCAACGCUGCCGGUUGAAAAAUUUAAGCAUUACUUGAUACAAGAUUAUCUUUACCUCGUCCAUUUUGCCCGAAGCAAUGCAUUAGCUGCCUACAAGAACAGGACGAUUGACGGAAUUUCGGCAAUCGUACUUCAUAUCGAACGCGAAAUGGCCUUGCAUCUCGACUACUGUGCAUCGUUCGGGUUGUCUAAGGAAGACAUUGAAUGUCGUAAAGAAAGUCAAGGUAUUUUUGUCAAGAUGUACAAAAGCUCAAAGAUUCCGAAGCUAAAUUCUUUCUCUGCAAAAGCGUGCACCGCAUAUAGCAGGUACAUUCUUGACGUAGGUCAAUCCGAAGAUUGGCUUGGGCUGCAAGUCGCCCUUUCGCCUUGCCUAAUUGGAUAUGGCGCCAUAGCAAAACGCUUGCACGGCGACGAGAAGAGCGUUCGCACCGAAAAUAAGUAUUGGAAAUGGAUCGAGAAUUACGUUGCAGAAGACUACUCCGAGGCUGUAAAGCUAGGUUCAGAACUUCUCGAGACCCACAUGAGAAGUGUUUCUCGAGUACGAAUGGAAGAAUUAGUGCAAAUAUUCAUUAGGGCCACAGAGCUGGAGAUAGGCUUCUGGGAGAUGGGACUGCAGGGGGAGUGA
This is a messenger RNA of Coccidioides posadasii C735 delta SOWgp, 1602 nucleotides long. Lineage: Eukaryota; Fungi; Ascomycota; Eurotiomycetes; Onygenales; Onygenaceae. The record is from RefSeq and is a predicted model, not a curated record.